Molecule: messenger RNA, 423 nt
Organism: Paramecium tetraurelia
Lineage: Eukaryota; Ciliophora; Oligohymenophorea; Peniculida; Parameciidae
Exons: 2
Biological process (GO): mRNA export from nucleus
Cellular component (GO): nucleus
Molecular function (GO): mRNA binding
Source: RefSeq, a predicted model, not a curated record
AUGAGUAAAAAGGAGGAGAUAAUAGAAAUAAACCUUGAAGAAAAGAUUCAAUAAGAGAAAAGAAAUAAGUAAAAUGUGAGAAAAGGGUACUAAGAAAAGAGAUAGAAAUUAUAAGCAUUCACUAAUGAUAGACAUAGAAAUGACAAUCGCAAUCCUGGGACUUUUGUUGAUAUUACAAACUUGCAUUAUAGUGUUACAAAUGAAGAAUUGAAAGAGUUGGCUUAACAAUUUGGGAAGGUGAAGAGAGCCUAAGUGGAAUGGGAUAAAAUGGGCAGAUCACUUGAAUAAGGCUAUGUAGAAUUUUUUUAUGUAUCAGACGCAAAAAAGGCAGUUGAGAAUUUAAACAACACAACGAUUGAGAGUUUACCAAUGAAAGCCUAAUUAAGAGAUUAAACUACGAGAAGAGGCAUGUUCAAGCGAUGA